AUGGUUGACGACUCUGUCCUCGCCGCGGCUGCCCAAGUCGUCUCCUCUCUUGCCUCGGACCCCAAGACGGCGUCUUCGCUCACCGUAUCACUCGGGUCCAAGAUCAAGCUUCCUGGAGACGACUCCCCCGCCAAGCAAUACUUCGAGAUUGAGCUGCAAAAACUCGCCCUGAGAAUCGCUCACCUCGAGCGGAGGGCUUCCACUGCACCGUCUGCUUCUCUCCCCGAAACCCCAAACGAAAUCAACGACCCAGUCUUUGGCGAGGAUCCUACCGUUUCUCCAGCCGUCCGCGCCGCCAAGGCAAAGCUCCUCCAGGCCAACCCAGGCUUGAUGGAGGGCUCACGUUUCGGCGGCCACAUAACAAAGGAGCAGCUCGAGGGCCUUCGCGAGCACGUCGAUGGCCAGUCUAAGCUCCUCGACAACCAGCGUCACGAGCUGGCUGGCGUCAAUGCUCAGCUCCUUGAGCAAAAGCAUCUUCAGGAGCGCGCUCUCGAGGUGCUUGAGCAGGAACGCGUCGCUACGCUCGAACGAGAACUAUGGAAGCAUCAAAAGGCAAACGAAGCCUUCCAAAAAGCCCUUCGCGAAAUUGGUGAAAUCAUCACGGCCGUUGCACGCGGUAACCUCACCAUGAAGGUUCGUAUGAACACCGUCGAGAUGGAUCCCGAAAUUACUACUUUCAAACGCACAAUCAACGCCAUGAUGGACCAACUGCAAAUCUUCGCCUCGGAAGUCUCCCGCGUCGCUCGUGAAGUCGGUACCGAGGGUCUGCUUGGUGGCCAGGCCCGUAUCGGCGGCGUUGACGGAACCUGGAAGGAGCUCACUGACAACGUCAACGUCAUGGCCCAGAAUCUCACUGAUCAAGUGCGAGAAAUUGCCUCCGUCACCACGGCCGUCGCCCACGGUGAUUUAACCAAGAAGAUUGAACGACCCGCUCGUGGAGAAAUUCUCCAACUCCAGCAAACCAUUAACACCAUGGUGGACCAGCUGCGAACAUUCGCCUCCGAGGUCACACGAGUAGCCAGAGACGUCGGCACUGAGGGUAUACUCGGCGGACAAGCCGAUGUGGGGGGAGUCAAGGGCAUGUGGAACGACCUGACCGUCAACGUCAAUGCCAUGGCCAACAACUUGACGACUCAAGUACGUGACAUUAUCAAGGUCACGACGGCCGUCGCCAAGGGUGACCUCACUCAAAAGGUCCAAGCCGAUUGCCGAGGUGAAAUCUUCGAACUCAAGUCCACCAUCAACUCCAUGGUCGACCAACUGUCACAAUUUGCCCGCGAAGUCACAAAGAUUGCCAGAGAAGUCGGUACCGAAGGCCGGCUCGGUGGCCAGGCCACCGUUCACGACGUUGAGGGUACAUGGCGUGAUCUUACCGAAAACGUCAACGGUAUGGCCAUGAACCUCACAACCCAGGUGCGAGAAAUCGCAAAGGUAACUACCGCUGUCGCCAAGGGUGAUCUCACAAAGAAGAUUGGCGUAGAAGUUCAGGGUGAAAUUUUGGAGCUCAAGAACACAAUCAAUCAGAUGGUCGACCGUCUCGGUACCUUUGCCGUCGAAGUCAGCAAGGUCGCCCGCGAAGUCGGUACCGAAGGAACACUUGGUGGCCAAGCCCAGGUCGCCAACGUCGAGGGCAAAUGGAAGGAUCUCACCGAAAACGUCAACACCAUGGCUUCCAACCUUACAGUACAAGUCAGAAGUAUUUCAGCUGUUACGCAAGCCAUUGCCAACGGCGACAUGAGCCGCACCAUCGAUGUUGAAGCAAACGGAGAAAUCAAGGUUCUCAAAGAAACCAUCAAUAACAUGGUUGGUAGACUCUCGAGUUUCUGCUACGAGGUGCAGAGAGUUGCAAAGGAUGUCGGUGUCGACGGCAAGAUGGGUGCCCAAGCCGACAUUGCUGGAUUGAACGGACGAUGGAAGGAAAUCACAACAGACGUCAACACCAUGGCUGCCAACUUAACAACCCAAGUGCGUGCCUUUUCCGACAUUACAAACCUGGCCACAGACGGGGACUUUACCAAGCUUGUCGAUGUCGAAGCAUCUGGUGAAAUGGACGAGCUGAAACGCAAGAUCAACCAAAUGAUUUCAAAUCUAAGAGACAGUAUUCAACGAAACACGCAGGCCAGAGAGGCGGCUGAACUGGCCAACAAGACCAAAUCCGAAUUCCUGGCCAACAUGUCUCACGAGAUUCGAACCCCCAUGAACGGCAUCAUUGGCAUGACGCAACUGACUUUGGAUACCGACCUGACACAGUAUCAGAGGGAAAUGCUGAACAUUGUCAAUAACCUUGCGAACAGCCUCCUGACGAUUAUUGAUGAUAUCCUGGACUUGUCCAAGAUUGAAGCCAGGAGAAUGGUCAUUGAAGAGAUCCCGUAUACGUUACGUGGAACCGUAUUCAAUGCGCUCAAGACCCUGGCUGUCAAGGCCAACGAAAAAUUCCUCGACCUCACCUACAAGGUCGACAGCUCCGUCCCCGAUCACGUUGUUGGUGAUAGCUUCCGUCUUCGACAGAUUAUUCUCAACCUUGUGGGCAACGCCAUCAAGUUUACCGAGCAUGGUGAGGUUAGCCUCAUAAUCAAGAAGAGUACACUGGAUGAGGCGGUUGGACAUGGGCAGUAUGCCAUUGAAUUUGUCGUGGAAGACACGGGCAUCGGUAUUGCUAAGGAUAAGCUGGACCUUAUUUUCGACACAUUCCAGCAAGCCGAUGGUUCCAUGACCCGCAAGUUUGGUGGCACUGGUCUUGGUCUGUCCAUCUCAAAGAGACUGGUCAACCUCAUGGGUGGUGACCUAUGGGUCAACAGUGAAGCCGGCCGUGGCAGUCAAUUUCACUUUACCUGCCGCGUCAAGCUCGCAAUGGAUGAUCAUGAGACUCUGUUCAAGCAGCUGGAGCCCUACCGCGGCCACCAGGUUCUCUUUGUGGACAAGGCUCAAUCGAGCUCCGGUAUUGAGAUUCGUGCCAUGCUGGAGCAGAUUGGCAUGCACCCUGUCGUGGUCGACUCGGAGAAGAGCUCUGCCCUGACAAGACUCAAGUCUGGCGGCGCCUUGCCGUACGAUGCCAUCCUCGUCGAUUCCAUCGAGAUGGCGCGGAGACUCCGUGCCGUCGAUGACUUCAAGUAUCUGCCAAUCGUUCUGCUUGCGCCAGUGGUGCAUGUGAGCCUCAAGUCGUGCCUGGACCUGGGUAUCUCCUCAUGCAUGACUACACCGUGCAAGCUGAUUGACUUGGGCAACGGCAUGAUUCCCGCACUGGAGAACCGAGCAACGCCAACUCUGGCCGACAACACCAAGUCGUUUGAGAUUCUGCUGGCUGAAGACAACACUGUGAACCAGAGGUUAGCUGUCAAGAUCUUGGAGAAGUACCACCACGUUGUCACCGUGGCUGGCAACGGUUGGGAGGCUGUCGAGGCUGUCAAGGAGAAGAAGUUUGACGUUAUUCUGAUGGAUGUUCAGAUGCCCAUCAUGGGUGGUUUCGAGGCCACCGGCAAGAUUCGCGAAUACGAGCGUAGCAUGGGUUCACAUCGCACACCCAUCAUCGCCCUGACCGCCCACGCAAUGAUGGGGCAUCGCGAGAAGUGUAUUCAGGCUCAGAUGGACGAGUAUCUGUCCAAACCGCUUCAGCAGAACCAGCUGAUUCAGACCAUCCUCAAGUGUGCGACUCUUGGAGGGCCGCUUUUGGAAAAAAACCAUAGCGGACUGCUGCGUCCAGCCAUGGAAAGCCGCUCCUUUACGUCUCGCGAGACGAUGAAGGCCCGAGAAGCGGCCGCAGCCAACGGCAACGACCCGAACUCAAGGCAAGACGCAAUCUCGAGAACACGUCAAGAAAUGGCUGAUACCCGGAGAUUCUCCAACUAG
Molecule: messenger RNA, 3846 nt
Organism: Akanthomyces muscarius
Lineage: Eukaryota; Fungi; Ascomycota; Sordariomycetes; Hypocreales; Cordycipitaceae
Exons: 3
Coding region: 1-3846 (1281 amino acids)
Biological process (GO): phosphorelay signal transduction system; cellular hyperosmotic response; phosphorylation
Cellular component (GO): membrane
Molecular function (GO): phosphorelay sensor kinase activity
Source: RefSeq, a predicted model, not a curated record